GCAGCAGCCUGCGAUCUCAGUUCAGAUUAUAAAUUAGUGCGGCGCGGUUUGGAUCGAUCGGAAUCGGAGAAAAGGAACACAAAUCAGAAAUGGGGCAGCGCCGCCGCUCAAGAUCACGGAUCGUCCUGGUGCCGUUUCCGGCUCAAGGGCACGUCUCCCCCAUGCUCCACCUCGCGCGCCUCCUCCAUGCAAGCGGCCUCGACGUGACGGUGGCCACGCCGGACUUCAUCCACCGCCGCCUAGUCGCCGCAGGCGGCGGCGGCGACGGCGGAUGUAGGUUAGUGUCGAUCCCCAGCGGCCUCGACGCCGAAGGCGAUGCCACGCCAGAUUUCUCGGCCAUCGAGCGGGCGAUGGAGAGCCACAUGCCGCCGCACCUGGAGCGGCUGCUGCUGGAUGAAGAGGAAGAGGCGGUGACGUGCGUGGUGGUCGACCUGUUGGCCUCGUGGGCGAUACCGGUCGCGAGGCGCUGCGGAGUCCACGUGGCUGGAUUCUGGCCAGCGAUGCUCGCGACUUUCCGUAUCAUCUCCGCCAUCCCUGAGUUGAUUAACAGGGGCCUCAUAUCUGAAUACGGAAGUCCUGUAAACCAUCAAGAACAGAUGGCGGCGGCGGAGGAGUCACUGACCCUGGCGGGGCAAGCCAAGCUGAGCACCAAGGAGUUGCCAUGGCUGGUGGGCAACCCUGCCACCCAACGGUCGCGGUUCAUCUUCUGGCUGCGAGUCCUGGAACGUGCCAAAUCCGUGCAGUAUCUACUGGUCAACUCCUUCCCCGACGAAUCAGGUCAACUUGAGCAGAGUUCCCAUCACCACCACCCGCGGCCUCUUCCGAUUGGCCCCUUGUUGUUCUCCCACCGCACCGCCAACAUCAGCAUGUGGGAAGCAGACCGCAGCUGCCUGCGCUGGUUGCAGCAGCACCCUCCCGGUUCCGUCGUCUACGUGUCGUUCGGCAGCUGGGUGGCGCCGUUCUCGCCGGAAAAGAUCGCCGAGAUUGCGUUCGGGCUCGAGGCUUCCGGGCGGCCGUUCCUGUGGGUGCUGAAGGACGAUUCCUGGAGGGCCGGCCUUCCGCCCGGGUUCCCGGGGAGCCGGGCCGGGAUGAUCGUGAGCUGGGCACCGCAGGAGGAGGUGCUGAGGAGCCCCGCCGUGGGGUGCUACCUCACGCACUGCGGGUGGAACUCGACCUUGGAGGCGAUCCAGUACGAGAAGAGGCUGCUGUGCCACCCGGUCGCCGGGGACCAGUUUGUGAACGCCGCGUUCAUCGUCAAGGUGUGGGGCAUCGGCGCCAUGCUUGACGGCGCCGGGAGGUCCGCCAUUGAGGACGGCAUCAGAAGGGCGAUGGCGAGCGACGAGGGCGAGGAGAUGCAGGCCAGCGUGGAGCGGCUGAGGAGGAGAGUCAUGGGGGAUGGCGAAGGGAGUUCCAAAGCCAUAGAAAAUUUACAGUGUUUCUUGGAUCGGAUGAAGCAAAACAUGCAAUAGGAGAUCGAUCGACCCUCGUUUUGUCUGUGGUUUUGAGUUGACUUUGACUAUUGACUCUGUUGUUGUUUAAUUGUUGGUUGACUUUGGGAUUUUUCACCAAUCGAGGAUGAUUUUAAUACGAACCAGAAUCAACUAUACCGGUGUCAGCCAAAGCCUUGGACCGAUCUGGCCAAUUCACAAGGUUGAACGUGUUUGUUUCCGGCCCGGAACGGCCCAU
Messenger RNA from Zingiber officinale, 1686 nucleotides. RefSeq names its product UDP-glycosyltransferase 82A1-like. Gene Ontology annotation, molecular function: UDP-glycosyltransferase activity. The record is from RefSeq and is a predicted model, not a curated record. Lineage: Eukaryota; Viridiplantae; Streptophyta; Magnoliopsida; Zingiberales; Zingiberaceae. The coding region runs from base 90 to 1469 and encodes 459 amino acids. The transcript is spliced from 2 exons.